AUGUAUGCAGUGUAUGUGGCGACUCCGUCAUUCUCACAGCACACAGAAACGUGCUACAAAUUUCUCUCCACUUCAUCUCGUCCAGUCGCUCGGCUACACGAUGAUGAAGCCCUCUCACCGAUUGUUUUCCUACUAGGCGAAGCGUCCCAACCCCCUGCGACUCACUUCCCGUCUUUCUUUUCGCCUGGACAGUUCAGAAUAAGUGAAGCAUGUAUCAGCCAGAUACAAUCAUGUCGUUCCAAGACAGCAGCAAAAUCCCAUUCCUCUGCUUUCCAGACCAACAACCCGCUAGAAAGCUUGGCUAUUGCUUGUUUCCCUUCCGUCUUGUCUUUUGCGCCCGUCGCGUGCGAGGGUGUGGGCAAGCGAUGCACCAACAUGCUGGACCAAGUUCAAAGUUGCAGCGCCGGGAGAGCGGCAAGCACCAAGGCCAAGCUUUUUUGGAAACCGUCAAUCAACGCCCCCCAUCUUAUCCCUAGCAUGGGGGGGGACAGUCCAACGCUGCUCGUGGCCCCGAAAUUUAAAUCUAGUGAUCGGCCGUGUACCCCAACAUCACCUACCAAAUAUAUCCGUGAUAGUCGGGGCAAGAGCUGA
Pochonia chlamydosporia 170 is the source of this 591-nucleotide messenger RNA. RefSeq lists its product as hypothetical. The transcript has a single exon. NCBI's taxonomy places the organism in Eukaryota, Fungi, Ascomycota, Sordariomycetes, Hypocreales, Clavicipitaceae. The coding region runs from base 1 to 591 and encodes 196 amino acids. The record is from RefSeq and is a predicted model, not a curated record.